Messenger RNA from Ectocarpus siliculosus, 4109 nucleotides. NCBI's taxonomy places the organism in Eukaryota, Phaeophyceae, Ectocarpales, Ectocarpaceae. The record is from the annotation of a GenBank genome assembly.
AUGAGGAAACACGUCGUGUUUGUGGUGGACGCAUCGAGGUCGAUGGAGAGGAUGGACGUGUUCGACCAGGGCGAGCGUAAGCGGAGAAUCGACGCUGUCCUGGACUGCUGCUUUGAGUUCAUCGAGGACCAGCUGGCCAAUCAGCACUCUUCGAGCAGAGACCGGUACAGCGUGAUCUCGUUCAACGAUGUCGCCAAGGACCUAGAGGCGAAGAUCAGGCCGACGCACGGCACCGCCUACGGGGAAGGGCUGGGGAGCGCGUGGGACGUCGCCUCCGGAGGAGUCAACGACGCCGGGGAGCAGUUCGUCCUCAUCUUCUUGUCCGAUGGAAGGCCGAGAGACAUGAACGCGGCGUGCAAGAGGGAGCAGGCGCCGGCGUACUGGCUGCGGACCAUGCGCGAGCGUUUCCGGCGGCGGCUGACCUUCCACGGCGUCGGCGUGGGGCCGGAGGACUUCGGCCUGCUGGAAGACCUGUGCGUCGUGGCGGAGGGGACGUUCCACCAUGCCAGGCUGGCGUUGUCGGGAGGGGGACGGGACCGUUUGUCGAGGGCCCCGAGGACCAACGGUCGGCCGGACACGCUCAGCAGCACGCUCAGCAACAUCUCGUCGGCCGUGAGCUCCCUGUGCUCGUCGUACAGCACAAGGGUUCCGAAGCCCCUUGCGCUGGAGGAUGUCGAGGAAGCGGUGUGGAACCAUACGAACCAGGACACGUACUAUUGCGAUAAGCUCUACCUCCAGGGAUCCGCUCUGGAGGUGCAGGAGCGAGACCUCAUGGUGCGCAUCCGGGAGAGGCCCUUUGCCGUCGGUGGGAUGCGGCACUGCUUCCGGAUGUGGAACCUUGGCGCCGGCGGGCGGUCCAGGAAAGUCAACAACCUGGUGGGCAAGCAGAGCAAGUUUUCCGUGAGCGUCGCGCAGCAGGUGAGAGGCCUCAAGCAGGAGCUCCUCUGCCACAGGCUCGCCCGCCAGCAGGCCACUCUGUUCAACAGCCGGGUCACGUCCUUCGCCGCCGGCCAGGUGGCCAAGACGCCCCCCUACGCCGCCCUUCGCAGUAAACCGUGGGGACUGCAGGUGGCAGAGUGCGACGUGUACCGCUUGGAAGACCCGUGCGAGCCCGGCGGGUUCCGAUAUCUCUUGGUCGAGCCCUUCCUGGAAGGAAAGUACCUCAAGUACAACGGCAACAACGGGUACAUCCUCAACAAGUCGGGCCUGGACGACGAGCAGCGGUGCUGGUGGACCGUGGCUCAGGCCUUCUCACACUUUACGCACCACCAAACGGGGGGCGAAGCUCUGGUGUGCGACGUGCAGGGAGUGGACAACAAUAUCACCGACCCUUGCGUCCAUAGCAGGUCGCGAACGUACGGCGCCGGCGACAGGGGCACUCAAGGGAUGCGGGAUUUCCUGGAGGGGCACCGCUGCAAUGCCAUCUGCCGGCACCUGGCCCUCCCCGAGACCGCCGCCGCCGCCGCCGCCGCCGCCAUUCCCGGCUACGCGCCCGUCCACGGCAGCCGGUCGGCGAGCGCGUCGUCGCGGAGAUCGAUGCCGCUGCCGGUGGCCUUCUGCGGGCUGGCGAUCGUCGAGGAGUCCGACUACUAGCGGGGGGGCGGCGGCAGAGGCGAGAGAACGGGAGGACAAAAAUACGGGAAGAACGACGAGGACAGGCUGGCGUAGGUCGGGAAAAUGGACCAUAGUGCCCCCCCCCCCCCCCCUGGAUCAGAGCUGGAUUGAUUGUCGUCCCUGCGGCGAAGAUGGCGACGGUGGCGGCGUUGGGGCCGUCGUCUCGCCGAGAGCCUCCCGACAAAGCUGUGAAGAGUGAGGCGGGCGAUAGGGUUGUAGCUUUUGCGGGGCUCUUGGGUGGGCUGGGGCGCACGGUCGCCGAGGACGCUGGGCGCUGUACCGUCCCCGAACACUUUCCGACUCUUGAGACAGCCGACGACGCGGAGAAAAAGUAAUGUUCGUGACAGAUGUUUGGCUGACUCGAGUGGUCGUAGCAAGGACAGAUUUAGUAUUAAUAUAGGCCUUUCUUGAUUCUUGGUGGCGAGAGUUUAGAGGCACGCGGGGGCGAUCGUUGAGAGGGUGGCCCCGCUGAAGGUUGGGCGUGGAGGGGGGAUGCGUGUGAGAGUGUGGUUGGGGCGAAGCUGAGAUUCUUGUGAACUGGGAAGACUAUUUAGAUUGCGUUUGGAACGCCAUGAGCUUUAUCGCCGAGAAGAACAGGACUCAACUCAAGGUUGUAGUGCAUAACGUUGGUGUAUUUAUCAUCCCAUCUUGAACUCUUCGUCUUGUGUCGGCGAAAAGAAACCAGCAUGCCCCGAAAGAAGAGAGCAAGAAGAAGCCUUGUCUUGUUUUGCUGACAAAACAUCUGGAGGCGUGGUGUUGUUUGGCGGCGACCGCGGCUGUGAUUUAUGGGAUAGGGCAGCAUGGCGAGGGCCGGCGGUUGCAUCCGGAAGAGGUACACGAAUUCAGCCGAAAGGGGAUUGUUUAGGUACGCGUCGCAAUUGGGUGUUGUCUGUCCGUGUUUACUUUCGUCGAGGCGCGUGCCGAUAUACAUUACUCUUCGAUCGAACGCAGUCAGGGGGGAGUUGGGUGCGUGGCGACAGAACGGUCGUCAUGAGAAGAAAACGCGUUUACUUUGAAGUUUUUUUUUGGCCGUUGGCAGUGCCAGCCAUGACCGGACUGGCAUAGAUAGACGAAGACCACGAAGAGCAUCACUGUCGUCCAGAGAUGCUUGCUUUCGGACACUGAUUAGGGGGGCGCCGUUUGAUGCAGACCGGAGGAGGGGGGUGGGGGGUUGUGGUGCACGCAUGCACAGCAGUUGGCAGGCGCACGUUUCCGUUCAGCGCGAAACACAUGUAUUAGAUGGGAGGUUGGUUCGGUGUCCCUCCUCUAUUCGAAAGCACUCGUUUUUUUUUUUUUUUUUUUUUGCCACGGCGUGUACCCCGUUGUGUCGUUUCGUUGUCCUUUUUCCUUGUUUUUUUUUUGUUGUUGUCUCUUUUUUCUUAUUGUUUCUUUUUGUUGUUGUCUCUCUUUGUCCCCCGUGCGUGAAGAAGGUGCCAUGAUGAUGGUACCCAAGCUUUUCCCCGUGUGUUACAUUGCCAUUUUCUCUCUGGUCUACGGUAUGCCCGUUCGACGUAAUCGUCCCUAUCUACAAAACGGGUUGCCGUCUGUCAGCAGGCACUGCAGCGCGUGGCAAUAUGAGUCAUUUUCCGAUCAUCAUACUAUAUGGCCAAAUAGAAAGGUGGUUCUGGUCUUGUUUUAUUUCUAGGUAACUUACUAAGGGGUUCUGGAGCCCGUGGUACAUUGUGUUUUGACAGGGAAUAGAUGAAGGGGGCUUUCUGUUAGUGUAGUGUGCAUUUUCCCUUGUUUUGGCGUCGACUACGCUUUGCCGGUUGGCCAAUGAAAACACGCCAAGCAUUGGCGGGACAGGAACGAUUACCAGGUACGGCUUUCUCUAGUGCGCGAGGCCUCCGGCAGGUCGCACUUACAGGCGCCUUUUUUGAUUUUGAACCCGAGUUGUAAAAUGUUGCUAGAGGGAAACCGCCGAAAGCCCGAAAUACAUAAAUGGUUCCAUGUACAGCAGCGCAAGCAUAGCGAGUAUUGCACCAAGCGUGGUGCGCCAUCGUUUGGAACCUGUGUAUUGUGUGUGUAUGUAGGCGGGUAACAUCAUCGCGAUUCUGGCCCCUCUAAAAUUUGGCGCAUUUUUGUCUUCUUCCGUGGCGUGCUCGAUUUAACGACGUUCCUUAUCGAGGCAAGAGAGCAGCACGAUGGUGGCAAUGGGUGUUCGCCUGUCCUGCAGCGUUACUUCGUGUGCGUGCAGAUGGACCCAGUAGUGUAGGAUUUAUUCUUCGCGUUCAUCGGGCGGCGUCCUUCCGUAGUAGUGCUGAAUGUUUCUCUUUGUCUCGGCAAUACUCCUGUAUGUAUUCUAUUAGUAGUAGCGAACCGUCGAAUAGAUACAUGCAUGUUCUUGCCAAGGCACGAAGACAUGGAUAGGGUGAAAACUUUUUUGAGGGCUGUUGAACGUGUUGUCGAAAGUAUAUUCAUGCCAGUGUCGUGUCUGUCGAUGGGAUAAUACCUGUACUGCACAAACGUUGGCGGGAAAUCUAUCUCUGUUUGUU